UCAAAACUGGAGGGACUGGGUUUACAGGGUGCUAACUGGACACUAAUUACUGCCAUCUGGUGCAAUUCCAGACAUCUCCUGAGAAGGAAGGAGUGCAGCUCUUGGCACCAAUUGGCUAAUUCAAUUUACUUCAGCAGCAUUAACCUCUGUCAGAAUAUUCAUGAGCAGGAGAAUGGGAAGCAGUGGCACAAGCAGGCACAAUCCACUCACAGAGAGAGAGAGAGAGGGAGUAUGUGAAUGAGCAAGAUUCCAGCAUCGAACUCCCAGAGAAUAUCGAUCCGCAGCCUUCCAGCCCCUCACACUGAGCGCGGGCACACUCACACACAGUGCUGGCGGCAGCCUGGAGGAGCUGUCACAGAGGAGUCAGGGGACGGCACACGGGCUCUGGGAAGCAGCUGAAUGUAUAUCCAUCGAGAAGCUGGUGAAUGUUCGUAUCAAGUGAUUUGCUGGUCCUAAGAAGACAAGUGGAUUCUGCAUGUGAGCUAAUGAUCCAGAGAAAGUCAUCUGUAGCAGAUUUUCAAUCUGAUUGACCAGUGACAAGAAACCGACAGAUUUGCACUAGAAAUAUCCUUAGUGGAGAAAGCAGGAUCACUUACAGAAAAUAAUAAAAAGAACUUGGAAAAAGGAAAAGAGCUUCCUACAUAUCUAUCAUCGUUCUCAACUACCAUCAAAGCCAGUAGCCAAGAUCAAACAUCUUUCACAAGUCGUCUAUUUAUUUUAUACUGACUAAUAAAGAAGUUUCAAAACAGCAAAGGGAAAAAAAAAGGAAAAAAACAAUUAAUAAGAAUCUUCAACAGAAUGAGAAACAGGGAGAGAGGCCUGCGGUUCUGUGUGUACUGGGUGUUGCUAUUGGAAUUGACAAAUGCAGCUUGUGGAUUUUCAAGUCCACUUAUCACAGAUUUGGACGGUAACUCAGAGAACAAACAGUUGCUACAUCGUCGACUCAAAAGAAGCUGGGUAUGGAACCAAUUCUUUGUUUUGGAAGAGUACACAGGAACAGACCCUCUUUAUGUUGGCAAGCUCCAUUCAGACAUGGAUAAAGGAGAUGGUUCAAUCAAGUACAUCCUUUCUGGUGAUGGAGCAGGGACCAUGUUUACAAUUGAUGGUACUACAGGUGAUAUCCAUGCAAUCCAAAGACUGGACCGAGAAGAGAGGUCUCAAUACACCCUUAGAGCACAAGCUCUGGACAGAAGGACUAGCAGGCCAAUGGAACCAGAAUCUGAGUUCAUCAUAAAAAUCCAAGAUAUAAAUGACAAUGAACCCAAGUUCCUUGAUGGUCCUUAUACAGCUUCAGUUCCAGAAAUGUCACCAGUUGGUACCUCUAUUAUCCAGGUGUCAGCGACAGAUGCAGAUGAUCCUACUUAUGGAAGCAGUGCGAGGGUUGUGUACAGUAUUUUGCAAGGACAGCCGUAUUUCUCUGUGGACACUAAAACAGGUAUAAUCAGAACAGCUUUAACAAACAUGGACCGGGAAGCAAGAGAGUAUUAUGAAGUCAUUAUCCAGGCCAAGGAUAUGGGUGGACAGCUGGGGGGAUUGGCUGGCACAACUACAGUUAAUGUCACUCUAAGUGAUGUGAAUGACAACCCUCCUCGAUUUCCUCAGAAACACUACCAGAUGAAUGUUUUGGAAUCAUCUCCAGUGAAUUCUACUGUUGGGAGAGUUUUGGCAAUGGAUCUGGAUGAAGGAGUUAAUGCUGAAAUGAAGUAUACUAUUAUAGAUGGAGAUGGGAUGGAUAUGUUUGAUGUCAGCACAGAUCCCACAUAUCAAGUUGGAGUUAUUACCGUCAAAAAGCCACUGAAUUUUGAAAACAAGAAAAGUUACACCCUUAAAAUUGAGGGUGCCAAUCUACACUUAGAAGUACGCUUUCUCAGCCUUGGACCAUUUCGGGAUACCACCUCUGUACAUAUUAAUGUGGAAGAUGUGGAUGAACCUCCUGUUUUUGAGUCAAAUGUUUAUUUUGUGGAAAUUUCUGAAGAUGCUGAUCUUGGAACCACAAUACAAAUUGUUUCUGCCAAAGAUCCAGAUGCGACCAACAAUUCAAUCAGGUACUCAAUUGACAGGAACAGUGACCCAGGGAGAUAUUUCUAUGUUGACAUCACCACAGGAGCGCUGAUGACAGCAAGGCCAUUGGACAGAGAGGAAGUGUUGUGGCAUAACAUCACGAUUUUAGCAAUGGAGAUGAAUAAUCCAUCACAGAUUGGCAGUGUUCCAGUUACCAUUAAGGUUUUGGAUGUUAAUGAUAAUGCUCCAAUAUUCACUAAAUUCUACGAGACCUUCAUGUGUGAAAAUGUAAAGGCUGGACAGCUGAUUCAGACCGUAAGUGCCAUAGACGAAGACGAUCCGCAAGAGGGACAACACAUCUACUACAGCUUGGCACCCGAGGCAGCAAAUAAUCCAAAUUUCACCCUAAGGGACAACCAAGAUAACACGGCUUGGAUUUUAACCAGAAGAUCAGGCUUCAGCCAGGCUGAACAGAGCACCUUUCAUAUUCCUAUUUUAAUCGCAGACAACGGACAACCCAUGCUGAGUAGCACCAGCACCUUGACUAUCCAAGUGUGCAGCUGUGAUGACGAUGGAGAUAUCAUGUCCUGUAAUGCCGAGUCAUAUACUUUACCCAUAAGCCUCAGUAGAGGGGCGCUCAUCGCUAUUCUUGCCUGCAUAUUUGUCUUACUAGUCUUGGUUCUUUUGAUAUUGUCCAUGAGGAGACACAGAAAGAAGCCUUACACUAUUGAUGAAGACGAUAAUGUUCAUGAGAACAUUGUACGCUACGAUGAUGAAGGAGGAGGAGAAGAGGAUACAGAGGCAUUUGACAUUGCAGCUAUGUGGAACCCAAGAGAAGCCCACGUAGGGAAAAGUAGGCAAGACAUGCAACCAGAGAUCGAAAGUCUUUCACGUUAUGUACCGCAGACGUGUAUGAUGAACAAUAAUGUUCACAGCUACAUGCUAGCUAAACUCUACGAGGCAGAUACAGAUGUCUGUUCACCUCCAUUUGACUCCCUUCAAACAUAUAUGUUUGAAGGGGAAGGAUCUGUGGCUCAGUCUUUAAGUUCAUUACAAUCAUUAAGUACAGACUCAGAUCAGAGCUAUGACUACCUAACAGAUUGGGGUCCACGAUUCAAAAAGCUUGCUGAAAUGUAUGGUGCCAAGGACAACAAUGGAUCUUUGUGAUGGCAGUAUGAAGAUAUGAUCAUUUUAAAAAGGUUCACUGAGCCCGACCCCAUUUGAAUACAUUUGCUUAGGUAUUUAAGAAGAUAUACAGAGAAAGACAUGGAUAACAUGAUUACAUCACCAGAUAUGGAUGAGAAAAAGGGGGUAGCUUGCUCUGGAUCAGCUUUAUUUGGUCAUCAAUUUGUGUUUAUGAAGAAAAAUAUGUGGAUAACAUUCAUAGAAUGAAGAAGAUAAAACAGAUACCUGGAUUACAAAUGGACGUAGUGCCAAAAAGUUCCAGAGUAAUAAGACAUAUAUUUUUAUACAACGCUCACAUGUUUGUUAUAUAGACCCGUGGAGCCAUUAAGUGUGAAAGGACUUUAGAACACAUUGCAAAAUCCUCCAGCAAUCCUAAUGAAAAAAAAAAAAAAAAAAAAAACAGCAUAAAAUGCUAUUAACUUAAAAUGAACAUUAUUUGUCUAAGUUAAAUUAAAUUAUGUAUACACACACAACAUUCAUGUGAUCCAAAAACAUAAAAGUCUUGAAUAUUUACUUAUAUUCCACUUUAAUCUUUAAAACUAAGAUGAUCACACAUUCCCACAGCCACGCAUAUAUUUAAUAGAUAUUGCCUCAUUGAUGAACUAUAACAAUACUAAUAGUCAAUGUAAUAUAAAUCCUUUUUUUUUUUUUAUCUGAGCCAUUUUUCCGUGGCACUUCUCAAACUGAAUCAUACUGAACUGUAUCUAGUCGCACAGGAUGUGUUAGUCCACGUGCCACUUGCAAAUAGUAGAUGUCAAAAAAAAAAUGAAAGCCAAAUACAUCAUUCAACAAUUUGAGUGCAGGAGUUUUGGCUUGCACUCUACCAUGGCACUUAGAUUGUUACGACAUAUACUCCGUUCUGUAGGCAUUAGAGGACUUUCCUAAUAUAUGUCAGUGUACACCAAGAACUAUUUACACGCGUGUAAUUACCUAGCUGAACAAAUCCAACAUUGAAGAAAACUGAGAAAAUGCAAAAAAAAAAAAAAAGUUUUUUUGUACAUUUGUCAAUAAUUUUGGUAAUAAAAUAUGAUGUACUG
Molecule: messenger RNA, 4223 nt
Organism: Pelobates fuscus (common spadefoot toad)
Lineage: Eukaryota; Metazoa; Chordata; Amphibia; Anura; Pelobatidae
Gene: CDH20
Product: cadherin 20
Exons: 14
Coding region: 799-3168 (789 amino acids)
Biological process (GO): cell-cell junction assembly; adherens junction organization; cell morphogenesis
Cellular component (GO): catenin complex; adherens junction; plasma membrane
Molecular function (GO): calcium ion binding; cadherin binding
Source: RefSeq, a predicted model, not a curated record